UUAUGACAGGAAUAAUUCUGACAGAUCUGACUGCAAUUUUGACAACAGUAUUCAUACUUUAAGAAUAGCUACAUGUAACUCUAAAGAAUGAUAACAAGGUUGAUUCCUAUUCCAUUAGGAUUUUCCUUGUAUUAUCUUUGACCAACAAGAAUGUUUUAAGUCUUAAUGAUAUUCUGAAAAGAUUUGGUAAACUUAAACACAAGAGGCAAGGCAGAGGAAUGGGCAGAGAGAUAGAGAGGAGAAGGGGGAGGCUGGUUUGGCAGAAUAUACUGCUAAAUCAGUUAAUAUGUUGAUAGGUAGUACAUCUAAAAAAUGUUUUGGGGGGGUUAGUGUCUCCGAUUGACAAAACAGAGUAAAAAAAGGUUACUUAUUUUUAAUCAUAUGGUUCGACAGUGAAUUUCAUUUCACUACAGUUUCAAGGAAACAAACAAAAUAUUUGUUUUUGUGUCAGUGUGGUUUCAUACAAAAUUCUAUUUUAUUGUUUUAAAGAAUAAUUCAGAUUUAACCUCCCCAAACUAAUGGUGGUGGGUGUGCCCCAUUUAUUUUAUAUCCUUUUGAGUAUAACGGUAUAAAAAGAGGGAAGAAUUGGUUAUGGAGAUAUCUGCGCAAAGGAGAUGUUGUCUUUUCAUACGUCUUUAUCCACUGUGAAUAAUCUUGCAUUUAAAUAUUGAUUAAUAAUUAUCCUUCAUUUUCCAUAAAUGAAUUUGUAUCAGCAAUUCGGCUCCCUGGCGCAAUGGGUGAGAAAUUCUUAACCUGGCAACCGUUGUACUUUGGAUGUCGUUUAGCUGGGAGAUGUCUAUAUUGCCUCCACGUUUUGUAAGCAUGACAAAUUAUGAUAAGAUUAAUUAUUUUCAGAGAUAGUGGAUGAAUAUCAGUGUUGGUAAAUAUUGAACUACCUAGCUGCAUUAUAAUACUAUAAUAGUGUUGUUUCGUGGGAGUAUACUUGGGUAAUCUCACCCCCUUCGCACAUCAGGGGGGAGAGAAUAAUGAAUAACGAUAAACAUAAAAUGUAUAGAGCAGCUUAUUUUCAGCUACGAUGACUAUAAGAACUUUUUUUUAAUGUUUCUCAUCACUAUUAAAAAAAAUUAAUGCAUUAAAAUAUGUUAUAAUAUCACUACUUGGUAUCGAAUUAAGAAUCAACACUGGGGAGAAACACUUGGUGUGAUCCUUAUAAAAAAAAAUUCUCCGCAGUCGUGUAUAUACACCCUCUGAACCCAUGUUCUCUUUACGCACUUCCACCCCCCCCCCCACGAUGUUGGUAUUCCGCUUUGACUUUGAGUAUAAAACGAGGACGAAAGUGCAUCCUGGCGACAAUUACGCUAAAGCUGCCGUCACGAUGGGGGAUCCAGAGCCCAUUUGCUCAGGGAAGGAUCCGACCCAGUGCGAUCUAACAAAUCAUACCGACAUAGCAACAUUUCUCAGAUAUACCGACAGCGAGCGGAUUCUCAUCGUCAUCAUCAUUCCCAUCAUUCUUGUGAUCGGAGUAUGUGCGAACAUGACAUUUAUUUUUGUGGUACUGCGUUUAAGACACAUGCACACCGUCACAAAUUAUUAUUUACUGAACCUGGCCAUUUCUGAUGUGUCUUUCCUGAGCUUGGCAGUGGGGGAUAAGCUCGCUUUGUAUCUUGAAUCGCCGAUGGUUGACGACCAACGUGUUUUGGGACCAUGGGGAUGUACUCUUCUAUACUAUACGACCAAUAUUUGUUUCCUUGCAUCUAUGUUUCUCAUUACUGCGGUCAUGGCGGAAAAGUUUUAUGCAGUUUGCAAGCCUUUGCACCAUCGGGUGGCCAGCGGGAUAAGAAGGACCGUCAGAACUCUGGUAAUAGUUUGGAUAGUGGCAUUACUUUUUGCCUUUCUUCUCAUCCCAUCACACGCUGUGUACAAUGACUACCAGAUCAUUUGGCCAGAUGAAGAUGUUUAUUCGGUUUUCCCUCUUGAUGUAGGGAAAUGCGAACCAGUACGUUCUAUGGCUGCAAAUUACAUCGCCAAUGGGAUUCAAACAAUACCCUUUUUCACCGUCAUGGUCGUCAAUUUUUACAUGAAUGUGCGCAUCGUGAGAGCGCUCACGGAGCGCAUGCGCGCACACCCUGGUUCCAUCGCAGCCAAUGAGCGUCUGCAUGGGAUCAUAAACGCGCGAAACCAGCGGACCCGAAAUCAGGUUGUCCGUAUGCUUGUCAUCAAUGGCGUCGUAUUUUUCUGCCUCCUGUCUCCGUUUCAAAUAUUUUCUUUAUACAGAAUGAUUGAGGGAUUAGUCACCGAUACCACCUCCAAUAUCGCAAUACGCACGCGUCAACUCGUGUGGGCAUUUCGUAUUUUAUCUUACAUCAACCCCGCUGUGAAUCCUUUUAUUUAUACUUUAUCCAACAAGCGAUACCGUCGUGCGUUUUUCUUAGCAAUUCCUUGCCUCAAACGACUUUGUCUCCAACAUCGCAAUCCAGAUCGAGCCGCAUUAGCGGGAACAGUACAUGUCUCAUUGGAAGAAUCGAAAAACAAAAACCAAGAGUCGCAUUCAGAAAACUCUACUCGAUCGUCAUAGAUUUGUCGACAUCAAAUUGUCUUACAACCCCCCCCCCCAAACUGGUUUGUGUUAUAUGCGAUGAAACUUUAUUCAACAAGUGCAAGUUGUCAACAGUUUUCACAUACACAGUUUGAAAUUACUUUAUUCACCUUCUUUUGCUAGAGUAACAAAAAAAUAAUAAUUUAACUUUGAAAUGCAGCUACAGGUUUUUAUACCUUUAUUCUUUGUUAUGGAAAUUUGGCCAUCGAAAGCAACUUCAAUGACUUCGAAAAUUUUCAUUGUGAGCUCUUAGUCAUAAUACCUUUCUAGGUUAACUGCUUCUCUAACUCCCACUUCCCUUGCUUAACUGUCGAACUAUUGUUUAUGAAAAUGAAGGAGGCAUUUCGACAUUAAUAAAACCUUAAAAGUUUUUAUUUUAUUAUCAGAUUACAGAAAAAUGCAAAUGCUUAUUUAUGCAUGACCAAACACCUUUUUUGUUCAUGGUGUAAAAAGUUAGUUGUUAAAAUGAAAGAUGAUAGGAAGUAUUUGUAUGCACACGGACGAUACAAGACAACAGAGAAAAUGGCACAACCAAACAACAACCAAAAAGCUUUAUAUCAAAACUGCAUUUUAGUCCUUGACUCUUGACAAACGUGCCAUUUUUCGUCAGCUCCGAAACUUAGAACGAAACUACUGUUCAGGUUCACCCUCCCAACUGUUCUUUGUCCUUUUUAAUGAUCAUUUUCAAUACAUUUACCAUGUUCUCGAAUCAUAUGUACGUCGCGGAACUAAAUUACCUAUUGACGUGGUAGGUCCAUGGUUCAAGCAAAGUCUGAAUUAAAGCACUGACAGUAUGAUUAUGUUCAAUUGUUUUAUGUACAAUUUAGAAUAGAUAGUGUGUAAUGUUUCUAGAUGAGAGCUUUGUUAGACAUCUUACUCGAAGUAGGCCUACACGAAAUAAGAGAUUGCCACAUUAAAAUGUCAGGGAUUCGGUCAAGAAGAAGGGUUUUUCAAUUAAUAAUUGGCAAAUAAGCAAUUACUUCUUGAAAAUAAAUUUAUUUCAAUGUUCUCUGCCUUUUUUUCCAAAGUCACCAACAAUUGAAGAAAAACUCCCGUUAUACGAGAAA
Lytechinus variegatus (green sea urchin) is the source of this 3624-nucleotide messenger RNA. RefSeq names its product neuropeptides capa receptor-like. NCBI's taxonomy places the organism in Eukaryota, Metazoa, Echinodermata, Echinoidea, Temnopleuroida, Toxopneustidae. Bases 1217 to 2536 code for a protein of 439 amino acids. Gene Ontology annotation, cellular component: plasma membrane. The transcript has a single exon. The record is from RefSeq and is a predicted model, not a curated record. Gene Ontology annotation, biological process: G protein-coupled receptor signaling pathway. Gene Ontology annotation, molecular function: G protein-coupled receptor activity.